AUGACUACUACAGACCCGUCUAAAUCGAAGAAAGAGGACCCCGAGAUCCCUGGUUAUGAGGAUGCUACUCACGAUGCCGUGUUCGGCGAGAUCACAGAAGAAGGACCUAACUAUCGUAAUGUGGGCUUUCUGGGUACCAUUGUCCUCAUGAUGAAGACCCAAAUAGGCCUGGGGGUUCUAUCCAUUCCGACUGCCUUUGAUACCCUCGGCAUGGUUCCGGGUGUGAUCUGCCUGGUCGCCAUUGCUUCCAUCACCACCUGGUCUGAAUACGUGAUUGGUACCUUUAAGGUCAAUCACCGUGAAGUGUACAGUAUCGAUGAUGCUGGAGCGUUAAUGUUUGGGCCAGUUGGCCGCGGAACCCUCGGAGUUGUAUUCAGUCUUUUCUGGAUCUUCAUCACCGGCUCCGGAAUACUCGGUAUCUCAAUCAGUCUAAACGCAAUUUCAACGCAUGGUGCCUGUACGGCCAUCUUUGUCGCCAUCUCCGCCAUUAUAGGCUUUGCCCUGGGCAGCAUCCGAACCCUCGGACGUAUAACCUGGCUCGCAUGGGUCGGACUCCCCAGUAUCCUCACCGCAAUUCUGAUCGUCACCAUUGCCGUCGGCGUGCAAGACCGCCCAGCCGCAGCGCCCAAAACCGACGGACCCUGGGUCUCCGACUUCAAGGUCUUCGGCAAUCCCUCCUUCACCGAGGCCAUCUCGUCCGUUUCUGCCCUCGUCUUCGCCUUCUCCGGCACCCCCGGCUUCUUCUCCAUUGCAUCUGAAAUGCGUAACCCGCGUCAAUACACCUCCGCGCUGCUCAUCUGCCAGUCCGGCGUAACAAUCGUAUACAUCGUUAUCGGCGUCGUGCUGUACUACUACUGCGGCUCGUAUGUCUCUUCGCCAGCACUCGGGUCCGCCGGCGGCCUCGUCAAGAAAAUCUGCUACGGAAUCGCCCUGCCUGGGUUAAUUGUCACGACGACGAUAGUCACACACCUCCCCGCAAAGUACAUCUUCCUGACCCUCCUCCGCGGCUCGAGACACCUCACCACCAGCACCUGGGUCCACUGGUGUACCUGGUUCGGAUGCACCGCCAGUGUCACCAUCAUCGCGUAUAUCAUCGCCAGCGCGAUCCCCGUGUUCGACUCGUUGGUGUCGUUGAUCGGCGCCUUGCUCGGCACGCUCAUGUGCUUCCAGCCCAUGGGCUGCAUGUGGCUGUACGAUAACUGGCAUCGGAAGAAGGACCGGUCCACACGGUGGGUUCUCAUGGUUUGUUGGAGCGUGUUUGUUAUCUGCGUCGGCUCGUUCCUGAUGGUCGCUGGUACCUAUGGCUCCGUGGUUGCCAUCAUGAACUCGUACAAGGAGUCUGGCGGGUCGGCGGCGUUUUCGUGUGCCGAUAACUCGAACUCGGUUUGA
Messenger RNA from Aspergillus melleus, 1389 nucleotides. RefSeq lists its product as uncharacterized. Lineage: Eukaryota; Fungi; Ascomycota; Eurotiomycetes; Eurotiales; Aspergillaceae. Bases 1 to 1389 code for a protein of 462 amino acids. Gene Ontology annotation, biological process: amino acid transmembrane transport. Gene Ontology annotation, cellular component: vacuolar membrane. Gene Ontology annotation, molecular function: amino acid transmembrane transporter activity. The record is from RefSeq and is a predicted model, not a curated record. The transcript is spliced from 5 exons.